Opisthorchis viverrini is the source of this 600-nucleotide messenger RNA. RefSeq lists its product as hypothetical. The transcript has a single exon. Lineage: Eukaryota; Metazoa; Platyhelminthes; Trematoda; Opisthorchiida; Opisthorchiidae. The record is from RefSeq and is a predicted model, not a curated record. Bases 1 to 600 code for a protein of 199 amino acids.
AUGGCUUCACUUACAGGACGAAAUCUCCACAAAAAGAAAAGUGAUUUGAUCAACGGGAAAAGUUGGAAAAUCAAUGGAACUUGGGAGUCCGUGCAUCUUUAUAUUAAUAGCCCAUCUAUUCACGAGAACAAGGUAUGCCCCCCGCUCACUUUGUCACAGAUCCCUAAAUCACGUGACUUUAACUGCAGUAGCUCACAGCUGACUGGUGAUGGGCAGAACGAAGGCCAACUGGUUAGCAGACACAAAACGAUUGUGGCAGAAACAGUAGCGCAUAAAUACAUCAACAAAAACAGUAGGCGAGAACAACAAUACAGCGAAAUUAUCAACACCGCCUGCAAUGCAACGGAGUCUGACAUGCAUGCCCCCAAAAAUUGUGUUAAAACAGGAUCCCAAAAUGGACAUCGAAAUCGGCUGAAGGACAUGCAGACUGCCGUGAAAACGGAUACAUCAAUGACUAGAUUGAUCGCGACACGUCGCAAGGUGUUUCUUCGGAAGAUCCAUAGGCCAUUACCUGAUGGCUUGCGUCGAAAAUCAGGCGAGCGCUGUCAAACAAACGUGGUUAAGAUGGAGGAAGGCGCUCGCCUGAAUAAAAAAAAUUAG